Pieris macdunnoughi is the source of this 318-nucleotide messenger RNA. Lineage: Eukaryota; Metazoa; Arthropoda; Insecta; Lepidoptera; Pieridae. The record is from the annotation of a GenBank genome assembly.
AUGGGUCGGUGUGUGGCUAUUGGAUGUUAUGUACUUAGCACUUCAAAGUUACAGAUUUUGAAACAAUUUGUAAAGAAAUCUGCAGUACCAACACUGUUUUCUUGGAACAGUGCGUCAGGUCAAGACACUUCUGCACGAGCUGAACGUUUGAAUAGAAGAAAUGUUAAGCGUUGCCUCAUACCCAGCACUGUGACAGAAAAUUAUGAAUCUGUAGUUGACAACAACACUGCUGUGUCUGUGACUAAUGAUUCAACUGACCAAGGCUACGCUCAUGAGGUUGAAAUUUCAAGUAUCAGUGAUGAAAAUAGUGAAAGGUAG